AAGGGCUUCUUUUUCGUUACCAAUAUUACUCGAGAUUUUCUGAACCUUAAUUUGUUCUAAAUACAAUGGCUUCUUUACAGGAUAACCAACCAAUAUGAACAAUUAUUAUAUCCAAUGUACCGUGUGACAAUAAGACGUGAAAAUGCACACAACACAAACAUGUCGGGUUUCAAAGUAUUUCAAUCUAACCAUAUUAGAAUUGGAUAGAGGGGAAAGGGGAAAAAGAUAUAUAGAUAAUAAUAGACGAUUCCCGGGUUCCGUUCAACGUGUAGCCACCGCCAAUGAAUAUGGACUCGAUGGCGAUGAACGAUGAUGGAACAAUGGGGGGAAUGCCGCCAACAACAUCCCAAAAGGAAUCAAUGGGGAGAAUGGAUAUGGAUAUGGAUAUGAAUAUGGGAAGGGGAAUGGAAUCAAAUAAAACGAUGACACACAUGACUUUUUAUUGGGGGAAAAACGCUUGGAUUCUUUUCCAUGGUUGGCCCGGAAGCAGCACAGGAAUGUAUAUUUUGGCGUUGGUUUUGGUGUUCGUGCUCGCGUUAAUUAUGGAAUGCCUAGCUAAUAGUAACGCUGCCACAGCAAAAUCCAACGGUAUCCUGCGUACAUUGAUACACACUUUGCGUGUGUUGUUUUCGUAUUUGGUGAUGUUGUCUGUGAUGUCUUUUAACAUUGGUGUGUUUGUAGUGGCAAUAGCAGGGCAUGCUGUUGGGUUCUUUGUGUUUGGAGUGCUUAAUAAAUCACCAGAAAAAGAUUCAGAUAUCUCUUCAAUGGCUUGCUAAUUCUAUAGUCUAGUGGAUUUUUCUAAUGAUUUAGUUAUGUAACAAGUAGUAUUCUAUGAGUUCUAAUAACA
Molecule: messenger RNA, 847 nt
Organism: Helianthus annuus (common sunflower)
Lineage: Eukaryota; Viridiplantae; Streptophyta; Magnoliopsida; Asterales; Asteraceae
Product: copper transporter 6
Exons: 1
Coding region: 282-776 (164 amino acids)
Biological process (GO): copper ion transmembrane transport; intracellular copper ion homeostasis
Cellular component (GO): plasma membrane
Molecular function (GO): copper ion transmembrane transporter activity
Source: RefSeq, a predicted model, not a curated record